AUGAAUUUUCAAUAUGCACACACAAUCCGAGAUUUACCCGCCAAAAACCUCGAAGUCACGGAGUUCUUUGGCCCCAAAAUUCUGAGCGGGGAAAAAAGGGAACGACAAGUAUCCACGACCCUAGAGGUCAACCCUAAAGUGGGUACCGGCGGCAUCAACAUUGAAGGGGGUGGCUGGUCCCAAAGAUCAGAUACAAGCUAUGCAUCACGGUGGAAAUUCACCGGGUCGCGUUUUGUCGCAGAGCCUUCCUCGCCUCGCGAUGCGUUGCAUUCUCGAAGCAGCCAAUACCAGCAACUCGUAUGGCAUUUGGACGAGAAUGAGCUGGAUAACCAGGCCAUCCACCACUCGACUGUGCAUUCCGCCGUUGCAUUUUAUCAUGACUCCGAACCGUUUUUCCUCGACCUUCAAAUAGAAGUCAAGUUGCAUCGGUGGCACCAUCGACUUAAGCAGCGGUUGAUCUAUCCGCCACGCAGCCGAAAGGCAUACACCAGAGCCUCAAUCCACGCUACAUCCAAUAUAGAUCCAGAUCCAAACUUUGCAGAACUCGUCAGCAACCUCGAUCAUGCCAUGAUAGACAUGAAUUUGCACCCCGUAGUGGAGGUGCCGGGCCCAACACCUAAACUAGUUGAUGCUUCCUAUGAAGACAAGGAGAAUGACACAGAAACGAAUGCCAGAUGCCUCCCUAAUGAGAGUCUUAUCGCGUUAGUAGGGCAACUCACUGGUCAGGGUACACCCACUUUUGGAGAAACGAAACCCACAUCGUUCAUGGAUAGUUCGACCUCUACGCUCGUCGAGUCGAAUACUACAAAAGAGCCAGAAGAACAAGCCAGCUCAGAUACUACUAUCGUCGAGUCUGAGGAUAGUCUUACUUUUGCUCCCCCGAGCCAACAGGAUGGUUUCAAUGCAAUACAGAAAAUUGUACUACGUGCAGUUAUCUCUGUUUUAUGUCGGGGAUCGCGGCUCUUAGCCACAGUAAUUGCGUCGGUUAUUCUUGGACUGAAUGGAUUACAUUCGGUUCUUGUUCGACUGGGAAAGUGA
Molecule: messenger RNA, 1038 nt
Organism: Penicillium crustosum
Lineage: Eukaryota; Fungi; Ascomycota; Eurotiomycetes; Eurotiales; Aspergillaceae
Exons: 2
Coding region: 1-1038 (345 amino acids)
Source: RefSeq, a predicted model, not a curated record